Molecule: messenger RNA, 810 nt
Organism: Aspergillus welwitschiae
Lineage: Eukaryota; Fungi; Ascomycota; Eurotiomycetes; Eurotiales; Aspergillaceae
Exons: 3
Coding region: 1-582 (193 amino acids)
Source: RefSeq, a predicted model, not a curated record
AUGACAAACUCUUCUGCAGCAAAACCACUCAAAGAGCUGAAGAACGAUUUGGCAACUGAAUCUGUUCGGUCUCCGGGAGGUCCAGGCCACCAUCUACAUACUAGCAACACCUUUCCACAGAAUUACCGACCCAGAGUUGAUCUUUGCCAUUGGAAGCUUUUCGAUAGAUUCCAUGUUGUCAUGCUCCCAGUGCACGAGCGGGGCGCCCGCUUGACGGUCGCGCAGAAAUCACGCCACACUGCCCAUUACGAAACGUUCCUGGCUAGACAUCGUAAGCUUCCUGGCGUCAAUGUCGAGAAGCUUUCUCUUAUGCCUGGUGAUCCUGGCUAUGUCUUGUGGGCAUGCGAACGGUCACUGAGGGAUGGCGUUUCUGAGGCGGUUGCCCUCCAGUUCGAGGGUGAUGAGUUGGCUAGACUGCUUGACCAACGCCUACAUUCGAGGCUGAGAGGCCACAUUUACCUCACGCCCUGGAGUUACGUUGACAACCUCCAUUCUUUGGCUACUAUCCAAGAAGUGAACGCUACGACUUUGAUUCCAACUGUAAUGAAGCUACCAGGGCUAUGGAGCUGUGAGCAUCGAUAGAAUCUGCAGCAGCUGAUGCGGUCGCCGUUAUUCGAUUGCCAGUAGGGAGAACCUCAAAGAUAAUCAUCAACCGCGAGUACCUUCAAGUCCGCAGUCUCCAGUCCCAGGUCUAGGAACUACCAUGAUCAUUAUCAAACUGCAAUCAUUCCCGUUCGACAAGGUUGUUGAGUAUCCUCAGAAUCGGGCUAUACCUCAGAAUAUGCGUCAGUUUCAUAUAAACAACAAAGG